Molecule: messenger RNA, 3545 nt
Organism: Mesocricetus auratus (golden hamster)
Lineage: Eukaryota; Metazoa; Chordata; Mammalia; Rodentia; Cricetidae
Gene: Sntg1
Product: syntrophin gamma 1
Exons: 21
Coding region: 1211-2767 (518 amino acids)
Cellular component (GO): intracellular anatomical structure; dystrophin-associated glycoprotein complex
Molecular function (GO): protein binding; structural molecule activity
Source: RefSeq, a predicted model, not a curated record
CAUCUACAGUUUCCACAGUGCUCAGUCCCCUCCUCCUCUCUCUUCUCCCUCCUCCUCCCCCAUCUUUGCCCCAUCUCUUUCUCUCUGCCGCCCACCCCGUGCGCGCCUGUGCGCGCGCCCAUGUUGGUGCGUUCUUUUUCAUUUCUACCAUUAGGAAACCCUCUCAGAGCCACUGUGAACUCAGAAGAGGCUCAGGUCUAAUUUCCCACGGAUUCCUGACUCUCCGGAAACAUUUAUCUCAUAUACAUAGGAGGGUAUUAUGCGGGAGAGACCGUUGAUCCCUAAGAAAUGAGAUAUGGAGGAAAAGCGGCAAGGCUGGAAGUCCUGGAAGAGGCCUUAGCAGGAUCUGGGGUCGGCCACAGGGUCCUAGCAACCACGCGUCAGCACCGGAGGGAAUGGACAGCGUCUCCCAGCUGGGCCGCAGCCUCGGGGACCCAGCUGUGCUGCUGCCUCUUCCUCCACGGCUGUCCUAGCUUCCACUGCCAUGGACAAGAGGAGAUCUUGGGAGCUAAAAGGCGGUGCCUCCAGUCCCCUUUCUUGAUGAAUGAAACCUCUUCAUCCUCCUGUCAGUUAUAGAAAUCCGGCUCCACAGACUUUAAACUCUGGGUAGCAACUUCAAAACUUAAUUUUCUGUACCGGUCUGGAAGGAAUGCAAGCAGAAGAGUAGAGGUGAAGUUUUUAGAAGCACAAAGGAACCAUGAGGGCUGCAGUACGAGCUGAAAUGCUCAAAGGCCCACAGUUCUUUACAUAAGAACUUCCCUGACUGGAUUGCAGCUGUUGUGAAGACAGCUUUGUGAGAGGUUGGAAAUCCUAAACUCCAACAUUAGAGAAGCUGAAAAGAUUUCAAUUCCUCUGCUCAUAAGUCUUCAUCUGUCCUCUCAGAUCUCCAAUCAACUGAAGACUGAAAUCUGUUCCAAAUGUGCCUUCCCUGGGUGCUUCUGAUGGGAUUUAUGACUAGCCUGAGCCUCCGUGUCCCAGUCUGCUACAAAUCAGCUAGCCACAGAUGGUCCUUCAGAACCUGCUUCUAGUGUGCUCUCCAGGAUGCCGAGAUUGCCCAAGAAGUAACCCUGCAAAGGAUAGAUAUCAUUCUAUCUAAAUUCAAGUGUGGAAUCUUACUGGCCAAUGACUCCAAAAGGAAAAACAAAUCUGCACUCAACCUUUCAUUUUACAGCUCUCUGUGACAGACCACAACUUCAUAGUGCCACAGCACAUGGAUUUCAGAAGUACCUGUGAGGAGACAAAGACAGGAGUUUGCUUGCUACAAGAUGAUAAUCAGGAACCUUUUAAAGUCCGGUUGCAUCUUGCCAGAGACCUUCUGAUGCUACAGGAGCAAGAUGUGCUGUGUGUUUCUGGUGAGCCUUUCUAUUCUGGUGAAAGAACGGUGAUGAUCAGAAGGCAGACAGUAGGAGGAUUUGGUUUAAGUAUAAAGGGAGGUGCAGAACAUAAUAUUCCAGUUGUCAUUUCCAAAAUCUCCAAGGAGCAAAGAGCGGAGCUGUCAGGACUGCUUUUCAUUGGAGAUGCAAUUCUACAGAUAAAUGGAAUUAAUGUGAGGAAAUACAGACAUGAAGAAGUGGUUCAGGUGCUUCGGAAUGCCGGGGAAGAAGUGACCCUGACAGUGUCAUUUUUAAAAAGAGCACCUGCUUUCCUCAAACUCCCACUGAAUGAAGACUGUGCAUGUGCUCCAAGUGACCAAAGCAGUGGUACCUCUUCUCCUCUUUGUGACAGUGGUUUGCACCUCAACUAUCAUCCAAACAAUACAGACACACUUUCCUGUUCAUCAUGGCCAACAUCUCCAGGCCUCCGGUGGGAAAAGCGAUGGUGUGACCUCAGGCUCAUUCCGCUACUGCAUGCCCGCUUCUCCCAGUACCUUCCCGGGACUGACCUGAGUCGGCAGAAUGCUUUCCAAGUUGUUGCUGUGGAUGGAGUCUGCAGUGGAAUUAUUCAAUGCCUCUCUGCUGAAGACUGCAUGGAUUGGUUGCAAGCAUUAGCAGCUAAUAUUUCAAACCUCACAAAGCACAAUAUCAAAAAAAUCAACAGAAACUUCCCUGUAAACCAGCAGAUAGUCUACAUGGGUUGGUGCGAAGCACGGGAGCAGGAAUCCCUCCAGGAUCGUGUGUACACACCUGUCUUUCUUGCCCUGAGGGGCUCCUGUCUUUACAGAUUCCCAUCACCUCCAGUGACCACCUGGGACUGGACACGCGCAGAGAAAACUUUCUCUAUUUGUGAGAUCAUGUGCAAGGUUCUCAAGGACAGUGACCUGCUGGAUCGGCGGAAAUAUUGCUUUACUAUGCAGUCUGAGUGUGGGGAGGACUUCUACUUCUCUGUGGAGUUAGAGAGUGACCUUGCCCAAUGGGAACGAGCCUUCCAAACGGCCACCUUCCUAGAAGUGGAGAGGAUACAGUGUAAGACCUAUGCAUGUGUGCUGGAGAGUCACCUAAUGGGUCUCACUAUUGACUUCGGCACUGGCUUCAUCUGCUAUGAUGCGGCAACAAAGGUAGCUGUACUUUGGAGGUUUAAAUUUUCUCAGCUUAAAGGUUCAUCUGAUGACGGCAAAAGCAAAAUAAAAUUUUUGUUUCAGAAUCCAGAUACUAAACAAAUUGAAGCAAAGGAGUUGGAGUUUUCUAAUUUAUUUGCUGUCCUUCACUGUAUUCAUUCAUUUUUUGCUGCCAAAGUAGCUUGUUUAGACCCUCUGUUUUUAGGUAAUCAGGCUGCUGCUUCUGCUGCUGGCAGCUCUGCUCCUACAAGCAAAGCAAAGCACAUGGCUUGACAUCUUGAGUUCUGCCUGACAGUCUCUAGGCUCACUCCUCACUUUCACCCAGGAGAGACCAUGCUGUCACCAAGUCAACAGUGAAGUAAAACUGCAACUGCAGCACGGGAAAGGUCAGGAGGUAUCAGCAGCCUGUCUCACCCUAGCAGGCAUCUACAAACGGCCCUCCAUGGGCAGAGACGCCUAUUCUUUCUCUUCUGAUAUUUAUCAGGACACAUCUGUCACCAUGUAUGGUGAUGAACUAUUGGUGUAAACAGUGUAAAUAAUACAAAAAUUGUAAUCUAUCUAUAAAUAAAAAUACUAAUUAAAUGGUUAUUUCUCUAUUUUAGAUUAUUUUGUAUUGCAAAUGCAUAUUAGGCCAGAUCAUGAACCAAUGUUAUAUCAUUGUAUUAUGAGUGUAAAUAAGUUUAAAAAUGAAAGCAGAGCAAGUAGCAUGUAAAAAUAAUAAUAUUAAAAAAUAAAUACCUGAAAGAAGAAGUACCUUAACAUACUCACAUGAGUUACUCUCGAAAUUUCCAUCAUGAGGUUCCACAUGAGCACUCCAGUUGUGUUUAUCUGAUUUUAAAUAUUCUGCAGAAUAAAGCCAAUUACAUAUUCAUUAAAGUAAACAUAUGGCAAACUAUUUUCAUAAUCAUUAGAAAUAUCAAUUCAUUUUGUAAAAGGUUAUGUGAAAUCUUAUUAGGAGAAGUGAAAAGUGUACGGUUGGAUCUAAGAUGCCUUUCCAGAAAAACAGAAAAAAAUUAAUAAUAAAGGUUUAUAUAUUCUGCUCUUACAACAA